This is a messenger RNA of Limulus polyphemus (Atlantic horseshoe crab), 1584 nucleotides long. RefSeq lists its product as uncharacterized. Lineage: Eukaryota; Metazoa; Arthropoda; Merostomata; Xiphosura; Limulidae. The record is from RefSeq and is a predicted model, not a curated record. Gene Ontology annotation, molecular function: chitin binding. Bases 380 to 1228 code for a protein of 282 amino acids. The transcript is spliced from 3 exons. Gene Ontology annotation, cellular component: extracellular region.
UACCGACUGGUGAUUUUCUGCGAAAUCGUGGAGGCGGUUUCUAUUUAAGGAUUAAGGUCUCUUGAGUAGCGAGUUCUAACGAUGGGCGGAAAAAGAUGUUACAUAUAUUUUAGUAGCGAAAGUAAAACAACGAAAUCAGGUUGUUGCCGUUGGCUAAAAUAAAACCGCUCCUACAACAACAAAAUUUGGCAGAUCUAGAACAAACUGAUGAGCCAAGCACAAGUAACGGGUAUCAUUUCCGAUAUUCCAAUGUCACACCUCAGAACGCCUUUCCCAGAAGCUCUACUUAUAGGGUAUAAAAAGAGGUGCCGUCCACAUUUGGACAACAUUAGUUCUUCGAAGCAGAAGAUCAACUCAGUGGUUGUUCCAGAAUUCUGAAAUGAAACUUCUUCUAACCGUUGUUGCGCUCCUGGUGUCUGUGAUUGCUCAAGAAAGCCAGUAUAGACAAGGUUAUGAAAGAGUGUAUUUACCAUCUUACGGCUAUUCGCAUGGACAAAAACAACAACAAAUAAUUUCUCAAAGCCAAGCUCAGAUACAAAAGCCAGAAUUCGGACCACUAACAACCUCUCACGACGAGCUUCCAGUUCCUACAGAAGAGGAUCCGGAUGCAGAUGGAAUUGUUGGAGUAGCUGGACAAGAUUAUCCAGUUUUCAGUUAUGUACCACAGACGGGGUUCUCGUGCGAAGGACAAUAUCCCGGUUACUAUGCUGACGUCGACUCCGGCUGCCAGGUGUUUCAUUUUUGCUAUGAAGAAGGAUUUCAGAAAAGUUUCCUGUGUCCUAAUGGUUCCAUUUUCAACCAAAAAACUUUCACAUGCAUGUGGUGGUACAACGUUUCUUGCCAAGAUGCUCCCAAUUUUUACCAACUUAACGCCCAGCUUUACAUCAUCCCAGAACCCAAAAUAAUUACUGGGCAGGUUCAUCCUGCACCCGAGUCGCCUCCUGAACGCCACGUUUUUGUUAGCCAACCCUUUCGUCCAAACCCUGUGAGUCCACCUCGUAUUCCAGAACCUCCAAUUCUUCCUCCUUUGAGACAUCACCAGGUUAUUAAUCCAUCUCCUCCAAAGACUGCUAAGAAAGGUAUACGCUAUGUUCUUCUGAAGGUCCCUGUAUCUGAAGAUGGCAUACCUCAACUUGGACAAUUUCAAAAACAGGCCAGCGCCAUUACCCACAAAGGGUACGGAGGGCUACCUUUGGUGGUGGUCUCUCACAACUCUAAAGGCUAUUGAUCGAACAAACAAAUCUUUCUAGGAAAAUCACUUUUUUGCGCCCAUUUUGUAAUUAUAUGUUUAUGAGGAACUGAAUAUUUUACAGCAUAUAAUAUAUUGACUGGAAUGUGUAUAAUAUAUUUCAACUGAGUUUGUAGUAGGACGCUUUAAUUGAAUAACGACAAUCAAAUUCUCUACUUUCAUUUAUCAACCAGACGACAAAAGCUUGUUUUAACUAUUUACGCAAAGUUUUACAUUUUAAAUUGUUUUUCCAGCUUGUUUACUAUGCAAAAUAUCUGAGAUAAAUAACCAUUUUUAUGUAUAUCAGCUGGUUCCUAAUGAAUAAAGUCGCAAAUGCACUUUCUGUUAUAAUUUUA